AUGCAUAAACUGGCUUAUGAUAGGUACUGCGCGUUUAACUGUGACACCCCCCAUGAGUUCUACUGUCAGAGCGGCAUCUGCCUCCCCCUGACUCACAGAUGUGAUGGUCACGAUGACUGUGGAGACAUGAGCGAUGAAUAUGGCUGCAUUUGCACCAUUCACCAGUUCACCUGCUUUUCUGGGGAGUGCAUUCUCCGUUCUCAGUUAUGCGAUGGAACUCCAGACUGUCCGAGAGGAGAAGAUGAAGGGAAGAACUGUGAGAAUAUGACAACAGCAAUACCCAUGACUACAGUUUCUGUGACGCUCCCGACUACCUGUGCUCCAGAGGAGUUUGUGUGUGAGACCGGAGACUGUCUGCCUGCUGACAAGCUGUGUGAUGGGCAGCCUGACUGUCCUGAUGGGAGUGACGAGAAGGAUGAAUACUGUAUUGUAACAUGUGCCCCAGCCCAGUUCCAGUGCCCAGACGGCACCUGUAUAGAUAUCAGCUGGCUGUGUGACGGCAGCGUAGACUGUGAAGAUGGGACGGAUGAGUUAGACUGUCCCACUACAACACUGCCUCCUACAACAUCAACCUCAACUGUUAGCAUCACAACUACAGAAGGUGUCUGUGAUGACACCAUGUUUGUGUGCAGUAUCCUGUACCAGUGUAUACCUCUAGCAUACCUGUGUGACGGAGAAGUGGAAUGUGAAGAUGGCACAGAUGAAGUCAACUGUACGACCACUUGUUUGCCGAGUCAGUACAUCUGUAAUGAUGGGAAGUGUCUGGACCCAGAGUUCCUGUGUGAUGGAGUUCCACAGUGUGAGGACUCUUCAGAUGAGAGUGUACACAUCUGUGUGACAACCUGUCCCAACAUCACCUGUACUGAUGGGCGGUGCAUCACCCACAGUGACAUCUGUGAUGGAGAGAUGGACUGUUCUCAGGGGGAGGAUGAACAAAACUGCAUCACCUCAGCACCAACCACAACCAGCGUUCCCACGACAACCACAGUGUCGUACAACACGACAACCCUGGUUACCAUGCCAACGGCCGGCCCCUGUCCUGAGUACACCUGCUUCAAUGGGAAGUGUAUCGACUUUGAGCAGGUCUGUAACCAGGUGUACAACUGUAAUGAUGGGGUGGAGACCUAUGACUGGAUCGACUCGGAUGAAUACAAUUGUGGUGGUUUUAACCAGUGGUCCCCCUGGGGUUCCUGUAGCGCCACCUGUGGACCGGGUGUGCAGCGCAGGUACCGACUGUGCUCCGCCCCACCUCCACCUGUACACGACCCCCUACGCUACUGCAACGGAGAGAGCAUUCAGGAACAGGAGUGCUUCCUCAACCCUUGUGAAGUUGAAGUUGAAUGGGGAUCGUGGGAGCGCUGGUCAGAGUGCACCAGUGGCUGCCAUAUUGGGUUCUCUGUUCGCGUACGAGAGUGUCGGAACAAGAUUGGUACAGGAGAGCGGGAGUGUGUGGAAUCAGCUGACCUUGAACCAACACCGUUGGAGUUGAAGGCCUGUAACCGGACCUGUGGGGAGGAGGAAUGUGAGGAUCACCAGGAGUACAGGAACGGAGAAGACUGCCUGGUGUGUCCACUGACCUGUAUGGGGCUGGUGAUGGGCUCUCAGUGUGUGGAUACUACAUGCUCUGCAGGUUGUUACUGUCCAGAGGGUUACUAUGAGCACCAUGGGAUGUGUGUGGUCAAGUCGGAGUGUCCAUGUCUGUAUAACGGUCAGGAGUACCUGAAUGGUCAGCAGGUGGCCACAGGGCCGUGUCACACCUGGUUCAACCAUGCUCCUGCAGCCAAGCUGACACCAAACGUCAUGCUCCGCAUUCCUUUGGACUCUGUCAGUAAGGCCGAGAGGGGGAUCCUGACGAUUGGGCCACCCAGGAUUUCCAUAUUCCGGCCCAGGCUUCGCGCCCUGGAGAGGGAUACUUCAGCCCCGCUGCAAAAAGACAUAAAGGACCAGUUUUAUGAGCAGCUGGACGAACUGAUCAGCAGUUGUCAGAAGGAUGAACCACUGUUCCUAUUGGGUGACUUUAACGCCAGAGUUGGCACAGACCACGAGUCCUGGCCUACCUGUCUCGGACAUCAUGGCAUUGGAAGGAUGAAUGGAAACGGGCAGAGACUGCUGGAGUUGUGCUCUUACCACAACCUCUGCAUUACCAACUCCUUCUUUGAGUGCAAACCACAGCAUAAAGUGUCCUGGGAGCACCCAAGUAUGGAGGAUCUUCCCAUCAUGGAGGAACUGGAUGAACUGCCAACUGUUGAAGAACUUAGCAAAGCUAUUGACUCUCUCCCAUGUGGGAAAGCACCAGGCAGUGACAACAUUCCACCCGAAGCCAUCAGGCAAGGGAAACCAGCCCUCAUCCAGCCACUGUACGAGUUACUCUGUCUCUGCUGGGAGGAGGGGGCUGUCCCCCAAGAUAUGCGGGAUGCCACUAUUGAAAAGAGCAGGGAACAGGGCCAACCCCUAUACAUGCUGUUCAUUGACCUCACUAAAGCCUUCGAUUUAGUGAGCAGGAAAGGCUUGUUUGAACUUCUCAAGAAGAUCGGCUGCCCACCAAAACUGAGUAGCAUGGUGGUUUCUUUUCACACCGACAUGAAAGGGACUGUAUUGUUCGAUGGAUCCUGUUCAGACUCUUUCUCCAUAAAGAGCGGCGUAAAGCAGGGGUGUGUGCUAGCACCGACACUCUUUGGGAUUUUCUUCUCCAUUCUGUUGUCGCAAGCCUUUGACGCAUCCACAGAUGGAGUUUAUCUACAUACAAGGUCUGACGGGAAGCUGUUUAACCUCGCACGGCUUCGUUCCAAGACAAAGGUGAGGACAGUACUCCUCAGAGAGAUGCUUUUUGCAGACGAUGCAGCACUCGCGGCCCACACAGUGGCGGCUCUUCAGAGACUGAGCGACUGUUUUGGUACUGCAUGUAAGCUGUUUGGACUCACCGUGAGUUUGGAGAAAACCUGCGUCUGUGCACAAGGGGUCAGCACUCCCCCAGCCAUCACUAUGGACAAUGUACUCUUAAAAAAUGUGGACAGCUUUACUUACCUUGGCUCUACAGUCACCAACACACUGUCGCUGGACGCCGAACUUGACAAACGUAUCGGAAAGGCCAACACUACAAUGGCUCGACUGACUCAGAGGGUCUGGGAGAACAGAGAUCUGUCACUGCAUACAAAAGUACAAGUAUACCGAGCUUGCGUACUGAGUGUCCUACUGUACGGGAGUGAGGCGUGGAACACAUACCUUUUGAUGUAA
This is a messenger RNA of Branchiostoma floridae (Florida lancelet), 3234 nucleotides long. Its product is annotated as SCO-spondin-like. The transcript is spliced from 20 exons. Gene Ontology annotation, molecular function: protein binding. Bases 1 to 3234 code for a protein of 1077 amino acids. NCBI's taxonomy places the organism in Eukaryota, Metazoa, Chordata, Leptocardii, Amphioxiformes, Branchiostomatidae. The record is from RefSeq and is a predicted model, not a curated record.